AAUGCUUGGAUCGAUGAUCAUUUGUAGUUCGGAUAAGUGGCUCGUGCCCUGCUUGGCUUUGAAUGUCUGACAUAACACUGCAAUGUUGCUGACAUUGAUCAGCAGCGAGAGCGGCCGCUUCUCAUUGGACCUGUUGGUUGUCGCUCAGCCAUUGAGGCUGAGACAAAGUGACAAUGCUGUGAAAACUGAGGGUCGCAUUGUGCAGUGUGUAGGGGUGACCCAUUGACUGGUCCAUACGCGAUACUAUGGGGUGGCUUUGGAUCGCUGUGGCAACGUGUGUGCUCGCGUCCUGCUCUGUCAAAGGAAAUGACUGGUGGUUGGAGUAUGAAGAGGGGAUUCGGCACUACAGCAAGGAGGCCCUCAAUAAGGAGUUUCCAGAGAAAACCCGGCCAGUGAGCUUCAAGCAUCCUGUGUUCCAGUGCUCAGACAUGAGUCCUUCUCCCUCUGUCCCCUCCACAGUUGAAUUUGUGAAGGCCGCAGAUAUCAAAGUCAUCGCCGCCUUGGGGGAUUCUCUGACAACGGCUAUCGGCGCCAACGCCACUACUGUCCUCGGCAUUCCCAUUGAGUUUCGUCACGUGUCAUGGAGCAUUGGAGGCUAUGGGACAUAUCAAGAUGUCAUUACUUUGGCAAAUAUCAUCAAGCUGUUUAACCCCAGUCUGCUUGGAGCUUCUCCUGGAAAGACAGUUCAUGGGAUGCAGGCUCAUAUCAGUGAAACGGGCUUCAACUUGGCCGUAACUGGACACAACACCUUCAAUCUCCCCGGUCAGACGAGACAUCUGAUAGACACACUGAGAGGUUACGAGGGUCUCAACUUUGAAGAGGACUGGAAGCUUUUGACUAUUCUCAUGGGCAUGAAUGACAUCUGUGAUUACUGCAAAGAUAAAGCUCUUUUUUCAGUAGAUAACUUCAUCCACUAUAUGACCGUCUCGUUGGAAAUGCUUAUGAAUGAGGUUCCCCGUAUGAUUGUGAACGUGGUUCAGAUCCUCCCCAUGCAGACUUUGAGGGAGGUGCAGAAGCCCACCCCAGGGUGUUUGCUCCAGCGGUCUUUCUGCUCGUGCCUGAUAGAGCCAGUAGCCAGAUCUCCUGAACUCCGGGAGCUGGUGGAGGUCAAUCUGGAAUUCCAGAAAAGACUCGAGAAGCUGCUGUACAGCGACCGCUUCUUCAGGGACGACUUCGCCGUUGUUCUCCAGCCCUUUUUGAAGAACGCGGACCCGCCCCGCCUCCCGAACGGGAAGAUCGAUAUGACUUUCUUCACUCACGACUGCUUCCACUUUACCAUAAAGGGACAUGAGGAGCUGGCCAAGGGACUGUGGAACAACAUGUUUCAGCCCGAGGGAGGAAAGACGAUUGUGAGCAGCUUCUCUGACCCCAUCACUCUCAUCUGUCCGCCUAUGGAACACCCAUAUAUCUUCACUCGACCGAUCGCAGCCAAGUCAGACCAACCUACCCUCCAGACUGACGCUCCAUCACCAGCAGUCAUCUUCCUGCUGCUCCUCCUGGCACAGUUUGGAGUUAUGUAGCUUUUAAUUCCUUUUCCCGACGCAAAACACACAGAGGGCGGAAGGAGUUUUUUAGCCAUUCACCAGCAUGGAGGAAAUGACUGCAAACUGACAGAUUUGACAACAAACAAUCAUUGCAAUCAUGCAGCCGAAAUAUCUGAAUCUCAGAGGAUGUUGGAGAUGGACGAGAUGAGGAUAGGGGAGUUUCAGAUGGUUGGGGGUUGUCUCUAUAAUAUUGCCAGAUUUUUACUAAAUAAAGUGCCUGGAGAUGACUGGUGUUGUGAACUGUUCUUCAAAGUGAACUGAACUGAGAAAUGUGACUUUCUAAUAGACCCUUUUACAGUUUUUAAUUGAGAUUUAAAUAACUUUUCCUGCGCUAAAGACGAUAUACCAGUUAGACCGCAUGCCUGGUAGUGGGAUGUUUCUGUUUCUCCCCCAUUUGGGGAGCAGACUUAGAGCAUAUAUGUAUUUUUAAUAAAAAGUUUGCUUUGUACAAAUUGCAAAUGUUGUAAUUAACAAAGCAUGACGACCUACUUUUGGUUCGUGUGACUUUUAUACAUUCAUACAUAAAAUAUUAACGACUUUGCCUCUUUAAUAACUUCUGGGCCUUUUUUAAAAAAAAGUUUUCAGACUCAUUAAUUUACUCAGAUUUACCUUUUUAAAAAACAAAACUUUUGUUUGCUUGUUUGUUUCUGCACGCUUACUCACGCAGAGGGACCCUGGCAAUGUGCCUCGAUCAGCUCAGUGAAAAAAAAAAUGAUUUAAACAUGAAAAUUUGUCAUUCAUAUCAUCUGCUGUAGAUUUCCCCAGACAGCUCUGACUUCUCAAACAGGGGAAGAUUUAGUCACAGGUCUGCUCCUCAGAUCUCCAGGCAGCUGCUGGCCCACUUUCACUGCUCCAUCCUCCGGUGCCUGAAAUAUUAUUAUUAUUCUUCACUAAAAGAGGGAAAGCAAACCAUCAGUCAUUGCACUGAACAAAAAAAAAAAAAACGACAACAAAAAAACACUAAGUGUUGCUCAUGCUGCUGGGUGCUGAGCAGUGGAGUCAUUAUCUUUUACCCGCAAAAUGUCAGCGGUUGGCGUCAGUAGCUGAGGUGUAAUCAUCCAGUGCAGAUGGCUGUAUUGGACUCUCUGGUUAAACAGAGCCUACAAUACAGAAUUCACCGACUCCAUUGAAUCAGUGUGAUUACAAAGGCAGGUGGAAACUAUAUUAAGGCAAUCUCAGGUUACUUUAAUGUGCUCAGAAAUAGCAAUUUACCUCCAGAAUGGAAAGGAAAAGCAUAUGAUAUGUACUCAGUGUGGUGCAGCUGGGUUGUAUAAGUAUAUCAUGUGUCAUAUAUGUAGGAACAAUCAUAUUUGCAUGGGGAAAGCCUCCCUUUUCUAACGUUUUCUUAUAAUAAAACGCAUAACCCUUGAGUUUAGAAAGGUAAUUAUUUGUAAUCACCUAACAUGUAUUUUUUCCCAAACUCUUUCAAAUUUAUUUGCUUUGUUCCAGUUUACUUUGUUGCUUCUUGGAUGCUUCUCUUUGACGAAUUUCAGUUAGCGCUUGUAGCUUUCAGAUUUCAUUAUAACCCUUUUAUUGUAUUCAAAGGAAACAGUCUUCAUGUUUAAACAAAGCCGUCGGCACUUUACGCGGGACAAAUAUGGAUCCUCUGGUCUAGCUCUGAUGCAGAUUGGCCUUUAUUGUUUCUCUGAAUGCAUAAUGAGAUCUUUGGGAUGUCGGUGAAUGUGAAACUGCAAACAGUCCAAACGCCCGCUCCCACUUUAGAAACCUCUGCUCUGUUUGUUUUUUAAUGAACAUGUCAGUAACAAGAUGAAAAUGACCUCAUGAGAACAUGCACAUCCAGAAGUUUUAGAAUUUUCCAGUGUGCAUG
Messenger RNA from Haplochromis burtoni (Burton's mouthbrooder), 3372 nucleotides. Its product is annotated as phospholipase B1, membrane-associated. Lineage: Eukaryota; Metazoa; Chordata; Actinopteri; Cichliformes; Cichlidae. The transcript has 16 exons. Gene Ontology annotation, molecular function: retinyl-palmitate esterase activity; phosphatidylcholine lysophospholipase A1 activity; A2-type glycerophospholipase activity. Gene Ontology annotation, cellular component: brush border membrane. The record is from RefSeq and is a predicted model, not a curated record. Bases 246 to 1520 code for a protein of 424 amino acids. Gene Ontology annotation, biological process: phospholipid metabolic process.